GCUUUUUUCAUUUCACAUCAGAUUGGUCACUUAGACUCGAAGUUUUGAGGAGCCUCAUCACUUGGUUUCUAGUGUUUGAAGACAUAGAAAAUGGAAUCCUGAAGGCGCAUCUGAAUGAUCCUCUGAAGACUCCCUUGAAUUGGAGAACAAGGCUACAAAUAGUCAUUGGCGUGGCAGCUGCACUAGUUUUUAGUUCUGGAGGGUUUCAAUUGUGCCAUUUUUGCCUAUGGAAACUUGGCACAAGAAAAACUUACACCAUGGAAGGAGAAUGUAAGAGCUCAAAGGCUGGACCUAAUGGAGACUUGCUAACUAUCAGACGAGUUAUUAAUGGUCUCGUGGAGCAUCUUGUGCAUGUCCCAUACAGGGAUAACAAGCUCACCUGUCUGCUUUGCGAUUCGUUGGGUGCAAAAAUCAAGACAUGCAUUAUUACCACAGUAUCACCUGCAGUCCAUUGCCUGGAGGAGACCUUGAGUACACUAGACUAUGCACAUAGGGCAAAACAUAUUAGAAAUAAGCCUGAGGUAAUGGCAGAUCAGACUGAACAAAUGGCAGUUACAAUAGAAAUCCACCAGAAGGUUAAAAAAUGCUCUAACAUAGACAACAAACUUGAUGCCACCCAGGUAAGUUCUAUCCGUAUGUGGUUAUAUAUGGUUUUAGGAUUGAAAGUUUUGUAGAAAAACUUGAACGAAACAAGCAAAUUGUUGGCCAGCACUGAAGAAGAGUUAAGAAGAUGCUAGUAUGCUCUCAAGGAGUAUGAAUUUAUUAUCUCUAAGCAGAAAAAAGCAGGUAUGCUUGAAUAUUUUUGUUGUUCGAAUUUCUUUGCUAGCUCCAUCUAAAUAAUGUUGGUGAAGAAUUGAAAUGGUUCCAUACAUUCACCUUGUUUGGUUGAACGAUUGAAAGUAGUUUGAAUUGAAAAUGUAAGAGUUGAAGCUUCACUUAAAUGUUUGACAGACUCUGUUUUAACAUGAAACAUGUUUGGGUUCACAUUCAUGCAGGAGAGAUUGAUGCUCAAUACACUACAGUUCAACAUGUCAAUUCCAACCCCAUGUGUCUUCUUGAUCAGAUACCUUAAGGCUGCUCAAUCUGAUAGAAAAUUAGUUUUUGAUGACAUUUGGAAGCGUACUUGCAAAUCAAGAUCAAGUGUUGAUUUUUUUUUUUUUUCCUGAACAGAUAUUUAGUUCUAAUUGUAAAUCAAGAUCUAGAGUUGAUUUUUUGUGCGGACUCCACGUUAGUUCAAUUUAGGAAUUGCUAUGAUAGUUUUUUUUUGUUAUACUUAAUGGAUUAUUAUUAAAUUUAUUUGAUGGAUAUAUUUUGACUUAUAAUAUAAAUUGUUUGGUGAA
Camellia sinensis is the source of this 1340-nucleotide messenger RNA. The record is from RefSeq and is a predicted model, not a curated record. NCBI's taxonomy places the organism in Eukaryota, Viridiplantae, Streptophyta, Magnoliopsida, Ericales, Theaceae.